AUGAAGGAGAGAUUGAUGCAACAUGCGGAGCCUGUGGUUUAUUUGGUGGUUCCCGAAGGUUUUAAGAAGAUUGUUGAUUUGUUGUAUCCGAUGACGUAUGAAAGUGCACCGGAUUAUAGGUAAUUUCUGAAAUUUGCGAUGCACACAAAACGCGUCAACCUCAAAGCACUGGCGCGUUUGUGUGUGCGACGCAUUUUUGGUAUUUUUUUCUUUUCCGGGUUUUUGAACCAAAUUGCGCGUUUUUUUUGUUUUCUAGGGUUUCUAGUAGAUUUUGAGUCCUAAACUAUGAUUUGCAAUCAAUAAAUGAUUGUAUUUAUCGAUUUUUUGUUUGUAAAAAAUGGUUUUCAUCUAAUUUUUCGUUGGAUAUUGAAAAAGUGUCAUUUUCAUAGUUUUUGAGGUGAAAUCUUAGGUUUAAAUCGUAUUCAUGGGAUAGAGGAUUCAAAUGAUAUAAAUUUCAUGAUUUUACCUUACAAUUAGCCAUAAGUGGUUUAGCGUUUAAAUGUCGCUAAAUCGCUUAUGGCUAAGGUAAAGCCUGAAAUUUAUAUGAAAAUUUCAAUGUCCACCUAAAAAUUGGAUGAAAACCACGCUUUACAAACGAAAAAUCGAUCAUUUAUCGAUCGCAAAUCACAUUUUAUGACACAAAAUCGACAAAAACGAGAAAAUUCGAUUUGAAAACCCGCCACACACACACAAACACAAAUACGUCAGUGCUUUGAGGUUGACGCGUUUUGUGUGCAUUUCGAAAAUUUCAAUUUUCCAGUAAAAUCUUCGAAAUCCUCGAUGAAAUUUGUCAAACCAACAAUUUCGACAAAACCAAAUGCGAUUGGGUCGGCAAAUUCAACAACAGUAUGGUCUCCCAAAAAGCCAUCGAUGACGCCGCCAACAAAACCGAGGAUAAUAUUUGCUCCGGAGCCGAUGAUUUUGAGUUUGGCCCCAAAAAGAAGCCGAAAAUCACCAGGAAAAUGAUGAAUCCAGGAGAUCAGAUCAAAAAUGGGAGAUUUGUGUGGAAAAUUGUGAAUUUGUUGGGAUCUGGAGGUUUUGGUGAUGUUUAUCGGGUUUUUAGUGAGACAGACAAGAAGAAGAAGAAUUAUGCGUUGAAGACUGAAAGUGAGGAUGGGAAGAAGAUGAUGCUUCGCCUGAAGGUUGAGAUGCAAGUGUUGAUGGCAAUUCAGGAUGAUAGAAAGACGAAUAAGAAAGCGGUCAAUAAACAUUUUGUGGAAUUUGUUGAUCGCGGAAAAUCGGAUGAACUCAAGUGCAAAUUUAUUGUGAUGAGUAUUGUUGGACCGUCGUUGGAUGAUUGUCGAAAAAAGUAUCGAGUUGAUUUGUCGCAUAGAUCUACGCCCUAUAAUAUUGCUAUUCAGACGUUGGAGGUAUAGUGGAAUUUGAAAAAAUUCAAAUUUCGCGCCGAAAAAAUCGUCCACGUGUAAUUCUGUAUUCUCGUAGUUUUCAAACGUUUUCAAACACGUGGAAUUGCGGAGUGUUGUAUUGUGGAAUUCAAAAAAAAUGUGGCCGCGUAAAUAUUUCGAAAAUUAAUGAAUGUCUGUGUGUGCGUGCGCGGUCGCGUUGCGGUCGGAUCAAUAUUUUUUGUCCAUUUUUUCUCUGGAAAAUGUGGUUUUUUACAUAAAACGGUCAUUUUUUGCCCAAAUAAAUUAAAUUGUGAAUAUUUUCACCAUUUUUCGGCAAAAAAUGAGCGUUUUGUGUAAAAAACCGCAUUUUCCAAAGGAAAAUGGACAAAAAAUAUUGAUUUUAUUUUGACCGCAACGCGACCGCGCGCGCACACAGGCAUUCGUUAAUUUUCGAAAUAUUUACGAGGGACUACCUGCCGCUGUUUUUUGAAUUCCACAAUACAACACUCCGCAAUUCCACGUGUUUGAAAACGUUUGAAAACUACGAGAAUACGGAAUUCCACAUGGCUGUUUUUUGUGGCGCGAAAUUUGAAAACUACGAGAAUACGGAAUUACACGUGGUUGUUUUUGUCGCGCGAAAUUUGAAAAAAAAUACAACACUCUGCAAUUCCACGUGGAUUUUGUGGCGCUAAAUUUGAAAACAUUUGAAAGCUACAUCACUCCGCAAUUCCACGUGUUUUUUUUUAUGGCGCGAAAUUUGAAAACAUUUGAGAAUUACGAAAAUACGGAAUUCCACGUGGCUGUUUUGUGGCGCGAAAUUUGAAAAUUACGAGAAUACGGAAUUACACGUGGUUUUUUAUGGCGCGAAAUUUGAAAAUUUGAAAAUUUAAAAAUUUUCCAGGCAGUCCGUGAUCUUCACAACCUCGGAUUCCUCCAUCGCGACAUCAAACCGGCAAAUUUUGCAGUUGGAAUCGGCUCCGAAGAACCUGUCGUCUACAUGCUUGACUUUGGAAUUUGUCGAAUGUUCAUCGAUCCGAAGACCAAAAUCCACAGAGCGCCCCGAAAAAAGGUGAAAUUCCUCGGAACUCUUCGAUUCGCCUCACGUGCUUGUCUCAAAUGCGAAGAUCAGGGACGAAAAGAUGAUUUGGAGUGUUGGUUGUAUAUGGUUUUUGAUAUUUUGGAUGAGGAUGAUGGAAUACCGUGGAAGAAUAUUUCGGAUAGGGAUAAGAUUUUGGGAGUGAAGAUGGCGUUUUUCUUGAUGAAGUGUGAGUUUUUUGGAGAGAAAUCUGUGUUUUUCAAAGUUUCAUUUUCAAUUUCAAAUGACCUAAAAUUACAUUUUGAAAAAAAAAACAAAAAAGUUUUAUUUUGAAGCAUUUUCUUUAUGAAAAUGACUUGAAAUUGAAUUUUUAUGAAAGUUUGAAAAACAUUUGAAUUUCAAUUUUUGGCGCGAAAAUUUUAUUUUGAAGCAUUUUAUUUAUAAAAAUAAGAAGAAAUUAAUUUUUUAAAAUGAAAUUUUGAAAAAAUUCAAAUUUUUAAAUGAAUUCUUUUCGCGCCAAAACCAAAAAUUUUGAAUUUGAUUUUCUAAAUUUGAAGCUGAUCUGAAAAUCUUGAAUUUUUUUCUCAAUUUCGCGCCACAAAUAAAUAGAGAAGAGAAACCAGAGAAGCAGAGAAAAUUAGAGAUUAGAGAAACCAGACACAACUAGAGACGCAGACAUUCAAGAGAGUCAGAGAAAAAAUUGUAUUUUUUCUGAAGUUUUGAUAAACUUAAAAAUCUAGAAAUUUUUUAUUUUGAAAAAAAUGGUCUAAUUUCGAAUGACUUGAAUUUAAAUUUUUAUAAAAUUUUGAGAAAAAAUUUCAAAUUUAAAUUAUAGAGCUCCUCAGAGAUUCGCUGGCCAGCUCGCCACCAGAUCGCUGCGGCCACUUGGAAACCGCAUGGCCGCCAGGUCGCCUUGAGUUUUCCGGCCACGUGGCCUGUGUGUUUGAAAUUCUGGAAAGCUGGCAAGACAGUGGUUUGUACUCAAAACACUGCAUUUUCUACUGUUUUUUUCACUUCAUAAGGUUUCAAGUGCUGCGAAAAAACAGAAAAUGAGCCAAAUUUUUCGAAAAUGCCUCAAUUCACAAGUUUUUCAGACAUUUUCAUGAAAAUUCAUUUUGACGCGGCGAAGUGGCCACCACGUGGUAGCCAUGUGGCCGUGACCUAGCCAGAGCCUGGCCACCUUGCCAGCGAAAAAAACCGGGCGACAUGGUUUCCAUGUGGUUCCCAGGUCAGCCAGCCUCCCCACCUGGUGGCGAGCUGGCCAGCGAAUCUCUGAGCAAUUUUUGGCACCAAAAAUGAAAUUUUCAAAAAUUUUCUGUUUUGAAAAAAAAAUGAUCUAAUUUCAAACCUGAAUUUAAAUUUUUAUAAAAUUUCGAAAAAAAAAUUUGCAAAUUUAUAUUAUAGAGCUCAAUUUUUGGCACCAAAAUUGAAAUUUUCAAAAAAAAUUUUGUUGAAAAAAAUGAUCUAAUUUUAUCAAUUUCAAAUUAAAAUUUGACAAAAUUUCAAAAAUUGUGACACGUGGCAAAGUUCAAAUUUAGCGCUAAAAUUGAAAUUUCAGGUUCAGAAUAGCCUUAUUAGAAGCUUCUGAAAAUCUGGAUUUUUUUUGAAUUUCGCGUAAAAACUUUUGCCACGUGGCAAUGAAUUUUUCAAAAUUUUCCAAUAUUUUUGUUGCAGUAAGCAUUGUCUACGAAAACAUCUCUCGUCAAAUGAAAACCAUUGUAAAAUACGUGGAUUCUCUCGAAUAUCAAUCAACUCCCGACUACGAAUACAUUAUCAAAAGUCUGUUGGCAGUCGCCGAACAUUGUAAAUGUCCAGUCAAAGAUCGAAGAAAAGUUGAAUGGGCGGGAAAAUUGAGAAAAGAGGAUUUGGAAGCAAUCAAGAGAUUUGAUGAGAAUAGCGAUGAUGAAAGUGAAGAAUCGGCUGGAUCUAAUGAAUCGGAAUGA
Molecule: messenger RNA, 4325 nt
Organism: Caenorhabditis angaria
Lineage: Eukaryota; Metazoa; Nematoda; Chromadorea; Rhabditida; Rhabditidae
Source: the annotation of a GenBank genome assembly